Homarus americanus (American lobster) is the source of this 12341-nucleotide messenger RNA. RefSeq names its product dual specificity mitogen-activated protein kinase kinase 1-like (gene Dsor1). NCBI's taxonomy places the organism in Eukaryota, Metazoa, Arthropoda, Malacostraca, Decapoda, Nephropidae. Gene Ontology annotation, molecular function: protein kinase activity; ATP binding. The record is from RefSeq and is a predicted model, not a curated record. Gene Ontology annotation, biological process: protein phosphorylation.
GACCCUUACUUCCCGAAUGCACCUCACUCGGGUUGAGGCGAGUCUGUUAGUGUGUUGGUCAUAAUCAAUAACUGACGUCUGGGCCUCUGUGGAACAUGUUGUCAAAGAAUAAGUUCAACCUGAAGCUGCCACCGGGGGCCAUCGAGCAGACCAACGACCAUGAUAACCACACCGGCACCGAAACCCCUCAGAGAAAAGCCAGCACAGGGGCAACUGGCAGUUUAGGUACCAUGUCACUUGAGUCACUGCUCAAGUGCAUUCAGGAGCUCGACAUGGAUGAUACCCAACGCAGACGCAUGGAGAUAUUCCUCGUCCAGAAACAAAAGAUUGGAGAAUUAAAUGCUGAUGACUUUGAAAAACUUGGUGAGUUGGGAGCAGGUAAUGGAGGAGUGGUGAACAAGGAGCGACACAAACCAUCAGGACUAAUCAUGGCACGCAAGCUUAUACAUUUAGAGGUGAAGCCAGCAGUGAGAAACCAAAUAAUUCGUGAAUUGAAGGUUCUUCAUGAGUGCAACUCGCCUUUCAUUGUUGGAUUCUAUGGAGCAUUUUACAGUGAAGGUGAAAUUUCUAUUUGUAUGGAGUACAUGGAUGGCGGAUCCCUUGAUUUAUGCCUAAAGAAAGCCAUCCGCAUUCCUGAGACAAUCUUAGCAAAAAUAUGUUCGACGGUCUUGAAAGGUUUGGCAUAUCUCCGUGAGAAGCACCAGAUCAUUCACCGGGAUGUAAAACCCUCUAACAUUCUGGUCAACUCCCGCGGAGAGAUCAAAAUUUGUGACUUUGGAGUGUCUGGCCAGCUGAUCGAUAGUAUGGCUAACACAUUUGUGGGAACGAGAAGUUAUAUGUCACCAGAGCGAUUGAACGGUGAUCACUAUUCUGUUGCAAGUGACAUAUGGAGUCUUGGAUUAUCUCUGGUAGAGAUGGCUAUUGGUAUGUAUCCUAUCCCACCACCUGACCCCAAUACUCUCAAGAAAAUAUUUGGCUCCAAAAUUGAGGGUGUGAGCCCAUCCCCAAUCUCACGCUCACCAAGAUCAGCUGGCCUUCCUGGUGAACCACGACCCAUGGCCAUCUUUGAGCUCCUGGACUAUAUAGUGAAUGAACCACCACCCCGGCUACCCCCUGGUGUGUUCUCCCCUGAGUUUGUUGAUCUGGUGGAGUGCCUUAAGAAGAGUCCCAGUGAGAGAGCUGAUCUCACAACAUUACAGAACCAUGAGUGGAUAAAGCGAGCUGAACAAGAGGAUGUAGAUAUUGCUGGGUGGGUGUGCAAGACAAUGGACAUAACGCCUUCCACACCCACAAAACCAUCUGCUGAGGCAAAUUGUUGAGCUUUGUGGGGAAGUUAAAUGCCAUGGGAAGAGGUGUGCAUAUUCCGCUGGCUGGAGAAGCACCAGAACCACCUUGAACCUUAUACUAGAUGUGAUGUAUAAAUCGUAAUUGUUCCAAGUGGAUUACAGUGUUGUUUAUUGUGCGUCCAAACACCUGUCUAAUUAGUCCCAGGGGUGACUUGCUAUUCCCGAGGCCAAUUUUUUGAGUGACAAUUGAUUAAUUGACACGUUUAAUACAAGAGUAGCAAUUACAAGACUGGCAUUGAACCAAAGAGGGUGCAGGAACAGAGUAGACUUGUCUGAGCACAAACAAGUUGGUCAGAAAUCUGGGUAAGUGUAAUAUGAAUGAGCUACGCUUUUAACAUAAAAAUAAUCUGCUUAAAAAUAAAGCUAAAAAUUUAUCCAGAUGUGAUAUAGACUCAGAGGAAGUAGUGUUGCAUGGUAUCCCAGGAACUGAAUUCUGUGGUAAAUUAACUGUCACAAUGUAGCCCAGAAACAGAAUACUGUAAUGUACUUACCUGUUUAUGCUUGCCUACACCUACAUCAUUAAUUUCUUUGCAAAUUUGAACAUAAUUAUGAUUUGGAAUAUGCAUCAGUCCAUCAUUGUAAAUCAUUUUAAAAACAAACACAUUAUAGUAGUGUUAACGGCACUAAUAUGUUAGUGUAACAUGUUUUAAGAAUGCAUGAUUAUGUGUUUAGUUUUAUAAAAGGAACAUUGACACAUGUUAUAAAUUAAAACGAUACAAAAUUUCUUUAAGUAGUACAGUACUAUUCAUUGAAAUUUUUUUAUUAUAACAAGCUUGAAGAAAUUAAUGUGCUCUGGUUUAAAUUUAUCACAUUCACUUUGUAUUAUUUCAAGCAUUGGCAUUUCAAAAUAAACUAACAGAAUUCAGAAUGUAAUAAUGUGGUAGUUUGUUUUAGUGAUAUCAUAUUGUGACCACAGCCCUGGCAGAUGUAGAGAUAUUACAGGAAGGUGAUCAUAAUCCUGUAGCUUAUACUGUAUGGUCAUCAAUCUUUUCGUUAUUAUAAACACUAAUGUAGGAAACUGUUAGUGACCUUGGUAGUUGCCAAAUGACUAAAUGGCCAAUAUAGGAAAAAACACGUAUGUUGCUUUACUCCAGUGCUAGCUUGGUAAUUGUGGCCAGUGUGCCUAUGCAAUCCACUUAUGGCUAAAUGAAAUUUUAUUAAAAUAAUGUGAUGAGUGCACCUUUGAGGUGUAUAACCUGGGUUAUUGUGGAAUGUUGAAGGCAUUCUUUUCAUACAUAUGCACAUGUGAUUCAUGGCAUUUUGAAUGUUCUUCAUGAUAAGUUUGUGAUUAAAGUGCUGAGAUAUGGUCGUGUAUGAGACACGUCCUGUGUGUAACGGUUGUCUGCAGUUUCUUCCAGAGAGGAAUUGUUGGCUUGGCUGUAACUUCCAUAUAAUAGUUUUAUAAAGCCAGUAAGAGGCUUUCAAGAUCUUUUUUCCUAGUAUUUUUGAAUUGUAAAAUGUACAUUUAUUACAUUGCUAUGUUUUUUAUCAAUGUAUAGGGGAUAAACUUGUGGUUGUAAAAUAGAAUUUUCUGUGGGUAAUGUUUUUACUACUUAAAGCUUCAUGUAGUGUCCACAAAAAUCAGAAUUUUUUUUAUUAAAAUGAUUAAUAAUUUUCGAUGUCAAGUUGAUUAAUUAUUUUUUGGGUCUAAAAUUUUUGUCUCUGAUGUUGGUUCUCAAAUAAUACCAUAUUUAAAUUGAAAUGUGCUGUUUAAAGAAAAAUGCUACUUUCUGCACUCCAUUGUUAAUUUCCUGGUGGUGCACGUGUAUCCUACUACAGUAGUACAGUACGUUGAUGCCGACAGUGCUGUUGUUGGAAAAACUGUUCUCAUAAUGACAUCUCUCUUCAGUUUUCAUGAAGUUGAUCCAUAGUUUACUUUCCAUGGACUUGGGUAAUGUUGUGCACAUUAUAUAGAAGGAAGGGAUUUUUAAGACAAUAAAUACUCAGAUGAUGUAUUAACUGAUAUGACUAGUACUUUAUGAAGUUGUAGGGGAGAGUAUUCACUAUAGCGGAAAUGAACAUGCACAUUGAUUUAAACUUUGCCUGAUGACUAAUGUAUCUUUUGAAGGUAUUUUUAGAGUACUGUAUACCCUAUCGUGUUAUUAAUUGUAUAGGUGUUCUCUACUUGUUUGAUAAGUUUUUGUUUGAUUGAUCUGUGAUGUUUUGGUUGUCUGAGAGGAAAGAAAAUGAGACCGAGAAGUAGUAAAUGAAACACAAGAUUGAUUCAUGAAUGUGUUAAGUGUAUCUGCAAGUGAUAUUGUGGCAUUCUUGAAUAGACCCUAACAGAAGUAGUAAUGGGCUGGAGUGAGAAGCACUUGAUCAUGUGGCUCAAGUACACAAAUCCAGUACUUCCCAACAUUCACACGGCCUUCUACUCCAGGUUUCAUCUCCCAUGCUUAAAUUGUCAAUCUCAAAAAGUAAAAAAAAAAAAAAAAAAAUAUCACACCUUGGUUUCUAUACUGUACUGUUACUACUUUUGUUUUUCUUUUUUUUUAAGUAUUCUGAAAAGGAGGAUUAAUGCAGAACCUCCACUUACUUCAAUUUUAGUAUUUUUCCAAGGAUUCCUUCAUUGAGAUACUACUCACAUACAUUUAAUGCCCCACUCUCUCCACACACUUUACCCUGAGUUGUCAUUUUAUCUUUCAAUAAAUGUUUCAUUAAAUACUCUGGUAGUCAUUUGGGCUAAACAUAUAUGGUAUAUAAUGCUUAAAUUUUUCCAAUUCAGAUAUUUACAACUGCUAUCACUCCAUGUCUCAACAUUUAUAUUACUUCAGAUAUCAAAAGCUGCCAAUUAUUCUUCGUCUCUCAUUGGUUGUGAUGAACCACUUCUCCACAUUUACAACCAAGUAGUGAAUGCUUUUUGUGUGUUCUUGAGUGUUUUAAGAGGCUCAAAAUAAGCAUACUCUCAAUAUUGUUGUCAAUGGUGCAUGUUUUCCAGGAGACAUUUUUGGGCUGGCUGAUGAUAAGUUGCUGCAGUUUUAAGAGGUAAACCUUAUGAAUAUAAUCAAUAUACACACACUCCAAAAAGUAUCUCAAAGGAGGUUAUGGGGGGCGAGGUCCAUGUCGGGAAAACUAACUCCAAUCAGCAACCACUACAUACUAAGAUGGAAUACAAUCUUUGAUAGUCAAGAGGAGGAGAUUACCAGCUCAUGAGAGACAAACUACAGAGAAUUAAAUGGGAGGAAAUCAUUAGCAAGGAGGCAGACAUAGACAAAUCAAUGCAAAACUUUAUGGAACUCCUUGAGUUAACAGUAGAGGAAUGUAUACCCCAGAAAAGAAGAGGGAAUAAGACCAGGUGGACAAAUCGCAGAACUAGGGAAGCCUGGACGAAAAAAUACAAGAUGUGGAAGAAAUACCGGAGCACAGGACCUCGAGCAGAUUAUGUUGUCUACAUUUAGGACUCCUAAAUGUGGUCAAUCGGGAAGUUCGAUAAGCUAAAUGGCAUUUUGAGGAUGAAAACCUGGUCCUGGGGGAUGACAAAUGGCUGAUACCUUUAAUGGAUACCUUACAUCGAUAUUCACAUGAGGUGAUGGAUAACAUGUCAAUACCCAAGAGAGUGUAUAACCCCAGGUGGAAAAUGAAUUGAGAGAGCUAUUACAGAUAUCAAAAGGAAAGUAGCUAGCUUGAAAAAAUUCAAAUCCCCUGGAGUAGAGGGAGCACAGACUAAGGUGAUAAAGGUAGCAAACAAGAUUUGUACCCCACUAAUACAUGCAGGAAAUCCUUGGGUCAAGUUAAAGUACCAAGGGACUGGAAAAGUGCAGAAGAAAACUACAAGCCGAUCAGCCUAACAUCUCAUACAGGUAUAUGCAAGCUCUUGAGAAAAUCCUGAGGGAUGUCGUCCUCCCAAACACCCGACUGGACACCGUCUUAAUGCAUCACAGUGCGGUUUCAUAGAAAGAAAAUCCUGUAACAAAUUUACUCGUGUUUCUUGAAACCGUUACAGAAUAUGUGGACCAAGGCUCCUCUGUAGAUGUGUUGUACAUGGAUUUCUCCAAAGCAUUUGACUAAGUCCCACAUGCAUGACUAGCUUCUUAAGAUCCAGGUACAUGGCAUCACAGACAAGAUUUUGACAUGGAUAAAUAACUGGCUCAAAGGCCAGCAACAAAGUGUGGUAGACUUGUGGAACAGUCUACCAGCCCAAGCUGUGGUAUCAAGAACAUUAGUACUGUAUUGUGAUUCAGAAUAGCCCUUGACAAAAUUGUAUAGAACAAUGGAAGGGUCGUACGCUGGCCAUUCCUUCUUUCCCUCAGCAUGGCUACCUCUAGUGAAUGGCCAUUCGGUAGAUAAAAUGAACACUGCUACUACUGUCGUCUCUGUAGGGUUGUCAAAAUCCUUCGUCUCGUGUCGUAUUAUCUAGCGCAAAAUUGUAAAGAUACUUUUUGGAGCGAUUGUACACAUUGUUAGCUGCUCGUUAAAUUUUACUGCAUCAUCGGAUUGUCACAAGACCUAGUUUUUUAGGGUUAACAAAAGUAGGUGUUUAAUUUUGUGAAAAUUAUUUAGAACUUUCAAUAUAAUGAGUUUCCACAACUAUAUUGAUUAUUGAAAAUGUGAGGAAAUUUGGGGGAAGUUGUCUUUAUUCUUAUAUUCCUGUUGAAUGUUGCCUUUUCACUGGAACAAAAACUGCAUAUUCUCAAUCAAAACUUCUGGAACUUUCAUGAAAGCAAUGUAUUAUUAACUGUUACAGCAGUGUGCAAUAGGCUGCAGAAAUUUUGCCUGAGAAAAUGAAUGCCUUAUUAUAUAUAGUACACAUUGUCAAAUUUAUCAGUGAAGUGCAUGAACUCUUACAUGCUAACCUGCACCAAUGAUUUUAUUACUAUCUGUGACAUGGUUAACCAGCAUCUUAAUUUUCCAAAGCAUUAUCUAAAAAGCAUAUGCUUAUUCUCUAGCUGAUGUAUGUGUUUAUCACAGUGUAUUAGUAAUGAUUGUGGGAAGUACUGUACCAUAUUGGGUAACCAAUCAUCUCCUGCCAUUGUUUGUGCUGCAGGUCUAUAGUAAGUCUCAGGAACUGGUCCUUUAAUCAGGAGCAGAUAUUCUGUGGUAAUAGAAGUGACUUUUGUGUUGUGAAUGUGCACAAUGCUCCUGAGAACAUGCCACACUUCAUGAUACAAGCAUUGUCUUCAAGAGGUCAGGUCAGAAGGGAUUGCUAUGCAUCUGAACGAGGAGGAGCAAGCAUUUUUAGGGUUCAAGUGUGAGAGAGAAGGAACAAGCAUUUUCUUUAAAGGGUCAGGUGAGAAGGCUAUAAUUACCACUGAAAACCUGGGAUGAUGUUCUGUUCAGCAAUGGGAUGUACAGUAUAUGAUCCAGCGAAUAUAUCCUGUCAGUGUAAUCAGUGUAGGUUUUAGUAGAAUACAAUUUUUUUCACAAUUAUUUAGUUGACAAUUCUCAAAUGAGAAAUUACAUAAAGUUAAAAGACCUGCAUGACUUUGCUGACUUGCUUACAUAUUUUGCCAUGUUAACAAGAAUGUGAAGUUAAGAGUUCACUUGAGCUUACUGUGGGGUUAUGUUGUAUCUAGUCAGAAGCAAAACAAAGCAGUCUGUUGGAAACUUAGACUUGUUCAUGCAACAGGCUUGCAGUAGUCAUGAUUUAACCAAAAUAUUUGAUUAUUCCAUUUCAGAAUCUUUUAAUUUAAAGUACAUUUUGGAGCUAUAAAUAUGCUAUAGACUAGUACAGUACUUAGCAUAGAAGUUAUCAAGUGAUUAUAUUUUGAUAAUAUAAAAUGCAGUCAACAGGGAUUAAGGCAUUAGUAUCAAUGAAUUGUAGGUAAUGGGUGAAGUAAGUAUAGUGACCAGGGACCAAUAAAUGGUUCUAGUUAUAUGGAUGCAGGUAUAUGAAAAAGGUUGCAGUGCAAAUGGGUCCCAGCUCUGUUAGAACCCAACCAUUAGGACUGAGUCCUAGUCUUGAGGUUGGGAGUCAUUGGAACUUAAGGCACAUUUUACCUACUACCUUUUCACUCACAUUUUGCACCGCACUAACUCGGUGUGGCACACAUUUUUAUGCUCUGUUCUCUCCUCAUUUUAUUACUCACAACAAACACAAUGUUCAUUCUUUCACUUCUUAUUCUUUCAUUCUUUGGGCACAUAACUGCUUGACCUAUACGAGUUGUCUGAUGGAUGUGGAGAAUUCUCCUUAAGAAUUUGAAUAAACAUUAACUUAAACAUUUGACACUUAAGGUGUAGAGGUAGUUGGUGACAAAGCUGUUUUGGAAGAUUCUACUGUAAAUUAAUUUUGCAUAUGACCCACCGCUGUAAAUUUUGGCAAAGGUAUCAUGAUAGUGGAAUGAAUGAAGAGAAUAUUCCAGGUUAAAGUUACCAGCUUACAAAUUACACAUCUCUGUCUGCCAUCUGGACUGAGUUGAUGAUGUACCUUUUUAUUUCUCUUUCCAAGUAAAAAUAUUAACACCAUUACAGUGCCUACGAAAAUCAGAGUGGGUUCUGUGCUAAUAUAGAAUACUGCUGUACUGUAUAUGUGUGUGCAUAUCAAGGUACUGUACUAUAUGUUUUUUGACCUUGAACAUUAACAAAUUAUCUUUAGAAAUAUUGAUCCACAUGAAGUUUAGAUGUUUACAAUGGUCUCCCUCAUCAACCACAUAGCUAGGGACAGACAGAAGGCAAAUCUUAAGGAGCCUCAGUUCUUACAAACCAUUAUCUUGUCACUAACAGUAUACUUGUACUGUAUGCCUAUAUGGAGAAAUAAGGGUUUAUGUCUUGUUAUGUGCAAUGCUCUGUACUGUAUUAUACUUUGUUAUUCUAUAUUUUGGCACCAAAUGAUUAGUUACAGCUCUGUCAUCAAGCCAGAAAGUAUUGGAUGAUACUAUUGUGUGACUUCUAUCCUCUCUAAUUUAGGUACACCUGUGACAUGAUGGGAUAAAGAGUCGGUUUGCAAAGAUUAUAGGUUAAGUUCCUGAAAGGAAUAGACCCAGUGGUGAAGACAGGUCAUAACCAUGGGUUGUUUUAAAUAGAUUGAUCUGCUCUGUAGAAAAAUGCCCAGAAAUGGAAAAAACUAUCCAGAUGUGUGCUUUGAAGGGAGCUUGUGAUGUAACAGUUUUCACACAGUAUAGUAUGCUAUCACAUUUGUUAUUAUGCAGAGAGGUUAAUACAUACAUCAAGAACCACUAUUUUUUAAUGAUAGUGCUGUGAAUUGUCAUGGAUAUCAAAAUAAUAUGGAAAGUACUUUUACCCUUAAGUGGCAGUCAACAUCAGUGGAAAUAGCUCUAGGGAUGGCAGCCAUCAUCAGUGGAGGUUAGCUUCUGGGACUGUGGUUAUCAUCAGUGAGGGGUGAUUCAAUAGUCUAUUUAUCAAACAUUAAUUCUGAUAUUAGCAAAUAAGCAGGCUCAUUAAGCUCAAAAUAGUCAUUAACACUCAGCAAGUACAGUCAAAGCUCCUUGUGUUAGCAUGGCCUAUUUUUUUUCUUUAAAAUAGGCCUUGAUUAAUCAAGUUCAUUUUAGUGAAAAUGUAUGAGCAAUUUUGAUGGAAUCCAUUCUUGUGUAAAUUUUAUUUGAAAGGUUGCUGGAUUAAGAAGAAUUGAAAAAUUCUGCUCUAAGGGUUUUCUUUAAUAAUUUUAUUGACAAUGCUGAUUUUCCAAUUUCUACAUACCAUACCAGUCUCCAAGUCAUUUUUUUUAUUAAUGUUUGGUGUACCGGUACUGUACUCGGCUGUGACAACAAUUUACUCCAAUUUUUAAGUUCAUUUUCUUUCUCUAGCUCAUGAACGUUGUUCUACAAUAUUGUAAUAAUUAAAACAAUUCGAUUUGGCACUGAGGUACUGUACAACUUCUCAAGGCUAAGAGCUACUGUAUAUACAAUUCCUAGUGGCACAAGAUCUGUAUAUACAGUUUUUUAUUCCUCACAAAGUUAAGUUCUCUGUGGUAGUAAUGUAAGUGUUUAAAAGUUAUUAGCAAAGAAGUUCUUUAUAUGCUGUUUUCAGUGGGACAGAGUAACAGCAUAUAUAAGUUACACUUCUCAUUGGCACUGAGAAGGGUGACAACAGUGUUAUUAGAAAUCAGACUUUUACUGUAAGUACCGGUACUUACGAUUUUAUUUAUAUUUAUUUACAUUCAAUUAAUUUUUAUCUGUACCCUGUAUAAAUAGUUCUUUACUUUGUGAUAAUUUAUGUAGGAAAAUGUGGCAUGUUUCCCAAGCAUUUUGCUCGUGGCCAUUGAUGUAUUUGGUAGUACAGUUCAAGGUAAUUUAUCAUCCUAAGGAUUUCUGGUUGUCUUGAAAGUGGGGUUUUGAUAUUUACUUCAGAUUUGCUAAACUGGACAUUGCCGAGGUUCAUGCUUAGUAAAUUAUCACUUGCCCAUGAGAUGUAAGUGUAAUCCUAGGACGAUGCAGGGUAGACUGUGUGAUACUACCAUGAGAUUGCUUGUUUUGAAACAGGAGAGAGCAAGGUGACCCUUAACCCUUUAACUAACUUCAUAUUCCAAUAACUAUGUAAGAUACCUGUACACUAUUACUGUCAUACAUACACCUACCAGAUUAACCAUACAGUAAGGAAGAGCUUAAUAUGCUCCACUGCUUACUAUUAUGGAGAACUUUAGUGGUAUCAAAAUAGGAAAUGAAUAAACUAAUUUAAGAUAUGAAAGUUGAAUUGUCAGACUAGAGCUGCAAAAGUCCAUCUUAAAGACGUUUUGCAUUAAGGAUAAAAAAAGUUUCAUAAUUCAUAACAAACCAAAUUUUGAGGUGCAAAAAUUACCUGGGCACCUUUUUGACUUCCAGUACUUUACAGUAUUUUUUUUCCCUCAGUGCUCGGAUAAAAAAUAGUUAAUUCAGAUGUGUACUGUGUAGUUAUUGCUUGCAGAGCGUCAUUGUUUAUUUAAAAAGGAAUAUCAAUUAUUUUCCAUGAAUAUAUCAUGCCAGUACAGGGUUAUGCUUGAGGUAGCUGUUACUUAAUUACAGGUUUAUCCAGAUAGUUUUAAGGUGAUGUUGCUUUUGAAUAGUAAAUAAUUUUCACACCUUUGAAUUUUGAAGGUAUAAGUGUGCGAUGGAGUAUUUGUUACUGUAUACUUAUAAGAUGUCUUGCUUUGGGUUUAUGGAAUUAGCAAAACUGAGGACCAUGGUAAUUAUGCAAUUCAUAUUCAUCCAUGUGAAUAUGCUUCCAUGUUUUGGAGACUUCAUUAGAUCUCAGACCAAAGUGUGAAACACAAGGAGUCAAAAUGCUGGUCAGCAGUUGUAUUUGCAAGACUAUAUUUUCUGUGAACUUCUAGAUACAGUUAUAAACUUAUGCACUUAAGCACCGCGCACAUACACACUUACCAGACUUCCUGAAUCUGCACCUUUACUCUUUGUGUAUUCUUGUUCACAACAUCUUUAAAUAUUAAACACUGCAAAGUCAUGUACUUUUGUAGUCCAUAUGAAGUGUACAAGUAUGUUACUAAGAUUAAAAAAAAAACAUACUUUACUUGUGAUUACAGUAAGGAGUGAGUUUGGGUUUUUGCUUGCCAGCGCUAGGCAUUGCUGCAUUUAACUGGCUAUUCUGAACCAGGUUGAUUGAAAAGCAUGACAGAUAACUGCAUUUUCUGACUGUGAAACAGCUAUGUGCUUGUCGUAAGUGGUAAUUGCAUAUUCUCACAAGUUUGUGGCCAUAUAUGUGCAGAGAUAAUCAUUUUAGGAUCAAGUAUAGUUUAUGCAAUAUUAUUUUAUGAAUUUUCUUAAUGAUUAAUGAACUGUAAGAUUACAAGUUUGAAAGUGAUAAUGAUUAGGAAGGCUGUUGCCAUUAAUGUUCUACUUUAUUAUUGUAAAACUUCAUUAGUGAUGGUUUCACACGAGUGGAGGGUAUCUGAAUACAAAAUAUGGUGAUACACAGUGGGGUACUUGUGGAGUACUUUGUUGAUACUGUGCAAUGCCAUAUUAAAGAUUACAGUGGAUUUUGGAGAGUGAAGCACCCAUGCAAACCAUAGUGACUACUGAUUUGUCACAAUAAGAAACUUAUGGUCAUCUCACAUAUCAUCUGUUUUGGGAAACUGACUCUCUAGGUAAAUGGGCACUUGAAAAGGGUGAUGUAUGCAGAUUUUGAUCUUUACCACAUGACAUAGAUGAAAUAUGAGAAGAACCUUUAUGUGAAUAUUGAGACAUAUCAGUAUUGUUAAUAUAAAGCUUGGAGACUCAAAUGUUAGAAAUACAAUAUUUACCGGGGUAAAUCUUGGCUUGUUGAGGAAUUUUGGCAGUAUAUAGUUUUAAAGUGAAUUGGGCUCUCGGGAUUGUCUUGCACCUAAAUAUUAAAGCAUCCUUAGAUAUUUAAUUGUGUACUGUGAGUGAAGCUGAGCUAACAAGACAGGAUUUUGUGGUGAGUGGGAGGAUGCCUUACUGUUCAGUGUCGUGUUUUGAAUCCGUGGGAUGGUAAAUGUCUUAAUUUAAUUUUUUACAAGUAAUACAGACCUAGAGAAAAUAACAAGUAGCUGAAUACUAUUAGGAUUUAUGUUGAUAUUUUAAAUUAUCAGUUAACAUCCAUUUCAGUUUAGGAAACCAAAAGUUUUUGUAUUCUUGCAUUAUAUGGUUAUUAAAGUGUGUGUAUAGGAAUCUACUUCUCCAAAAUAUUGCUGAGUGUACCAAAGAAAGGAUGGUGUAUUUAUUUACUGGUAGCUUAGGGAUGCACUUUUAAGGUAUGGGGACUGGUCCUCUAACUCGGCUCACCAGGACAUGGGGUUCUACCAUACUGUGUUUAUAUUGUCUAUAAUACCAGUAUUAAGUUGGGCAAAGCCUAUGUCAACUGUAGGACCACAAAGUGGAAACGCUGCAGUCAAUGACUGGAGAAUUACUGAUGUUAGUUGAGGCACGUCACUGGAGAGAGCAGAGUUGGAAGGCACGGCCCGAGCUCUUCCUAUUUGAAAGGCAAUGCAACAAUUGCCAAAAUGUUACUGCCAAGCCCUUUGCUUGGAUCAUUGUACAGGAACCAUUCAUUACAUUAAUUGGUUUUGUCACUUUGUAAUUUUAAUAGUUCAUUGUGUGGCCUCUUGUGACACAGGAAUUGAUGAUAAAUAAAGUUUUCAAGUUUAUUUCA